UUCUGUGUGCGCCCACCAUUUUGAUAUCGUUUCGCACAUUAUCUUGUAAAUAUGUCGGGAUUUCAACGUAUUCCAGGAAUUCUAUCAAUUCCUAACAUCAUAAACCAGCAGUUAUAAGAAAUGAACCAGCCGACCGACGUACCUGUAGUUGAAGGCCUUCCUCAUGGAAACCCUGAGAACAAGACUUAUAGUGAUGAGCCAAAAGAAACGGGACAGCAGCAAGAAAAAGACGCUCUUUGCAAUAAAACGUGUGGCAUAGACUGUGGCCAGUUUGAUGAGGGAGUCUCAUCAGAACAACAUUCACACAUACAAGAUCGCUCAGAAGAAGGGAAAAGACUUGCAAGAAAAUCCAUUACAGAGACUCCAUACGUAUGUCAGGACUGCGGAUACAGGACAGCUUAUAAGUCUCACCUUUCUAGACAUAGGAGAAAACAUACCGGUGAAAAACAGUACAAAUGUGACCGCUGCGACUAUUCCGCCACGCAGAAAUGCAACAUAGACCGUCACGUCAUGGUUAAACACACGGGUGAGAAACCCUAUGUGUGUGAGGAGUGUGGGUACAGUACAGCAAACAAGUCGAACUUGACUCAACAUAUGAUAAAACAUACCGGGGAGACACCCUACAUGUGUAUAGAGUGUGACUACAGAGCAGUUUCUAAAUCUCACCUCUCUGUACAUAUGAGAAAACACACAGGUGAAAAACCUUACAAAUGUGACCUGUGUGAUUAUACUGCCACCCAAAAAGGCCAUAUAGACCAACAUGUUAUGAUAAAACAUACUUGUGAGAAACCGUAUAGAUGUGGAGAGUGUAUAUACAAGACGGCGAAAAAGGCAGACUUGUAUCGACAUAUGAGAAAACAUAUACGUGAGAGAGCGUACAAAUGUGAUAAGUGUGACUAUACAGCUGCUCAUAAGUAUCAUUUAGACGAGCAUGUCAUAAUUAGACAUACUGAAAACUGUAAGUAGAAAACCCAGAUAUGUGGGCUACAAAACAGCUAACAUUUGUAUUAAAUGUGUAAUGUGAUUUGGAAAUAGCCUUGUCAUUAA
Branchiostoma belcheri (Belcher's lancelet) is the source of this 1047-nucleotide messenger RNA. Its product is annotated as zinc finger protein 578-like. NCBI's taxonomy places the organism in Eukaryota, Metazoa, Chordata, Leptocardii, Amphioxiformes, Branchiostomatidae. Gene Ontology annotation, biological process: regulation of transcription by RNA polymerase II. The transcript is spliced from 2 exons. Bases 121 to 966 code for a protein of 281 amino acids. Gene Ontology annotation, molecular function: DNA-binding transcription factor activity, RNA polymerase II-specific; RNA polymerase II transcription regulatory region sequence-specific DNA binding. The record is from RefSeq and is a predicted model, not a curated record. Gene Ontology annotation, cellular component: nucleus.